Varroa destructor (honeybee mite) is the source of this 672-nucleotide messenger RNA. RefSeq lists its product as uncharacterized. The record is from RefSeq and is a predicted model, not a curated record. Lineage: Eukaryota; Metazoa; Arthropoda; Arachnida; Mesostigmata; Varroidae.
CCUCUCUCAAGUAUCCACAAUAGGAAUCAUAUAUAAACGUUGCCCUCAACCCCAGGAACAUCACUGACGAAAGCAAUAGUCACAGUCCAGAGAGUUUACAAUUUACAAACUCUUGUCAACAUGUUCAAACUUCUCGUUAUCGCGACCGUCGUGGCUGUAGCCAUCGCUGAUGUGCAGCCAGCCAUUGAGGCUUUAAAGACCGCUAUCGACAAUCUCGAUAUUCCCGAUGAACGCAAGGCUCUUUAUAAGGCCAGCGCUGACAAAUCGAAGGAAUGCCUUGAAGGUGUUGCCGCUGAUGCCGGACCAGAACGCAUUCAAGACUACAUCACCAAGCUGAGCCCGCUCGUCGCUGCUUGCAGCGAAGAAAUCAAAGGUAUUGCCCAUGAUCAUGUUGAGGAGCGCAAAACAAAGUUCCAGGAAUGCAUGAAGGAAAAGGUUCACGGGGAAGAGUCGACCCUCGACGAAAAGCAGAAGGAGAACGUUGUCAAAGUCAAGGCUUGCCUCCAGCAGGCGCUCGCCUCCUAAAAAGGACCAGACAGAUUUAGCAACGAAUGCGGACCAAAGCCGGUACAAGUCUGCCUGAAUGAUCUGUUGCCAAUGAUGUAAAGUGAAUAUAUAUGAAGAGAUCCCAUGGCUGUCUGUCAAUAAAUGUCGAAAAUUAUUUUUUCUGUA